This is a messenger RNA of Anoplopoma fimbria (sablefish), 624 nucleotides long. It is a transcript of the gene fibinb, whose product is annotated as fin bud initiation factor b. The record is from RefSeq and is a predicted model, not a curated record. Bases 1 to 624 code for a protein of 207 amino acids. The transcript has a single exon. Lineage: Eukaryota; Metazoa; Chordata; Actinopteri; Perciformes; Anoplopomatidae.
AUGGCUGGUCUUCACUUGCUCCUGUGCGCCGGGUUGAUGUCUCUGCCGACUUGCAGAGCUUUUUUCCGGGGACCUCUCCAACCCGAGAUGUCCAACGGGACCUUCCACCACUACUUCGUGCCGGACGGAGACUACGAGGACAACGACGACCCCGAGAAGUGCCAGAUGCUCUUCAAGAUGACAGACGAGCGCAAAUGCAGUCUGGAUGAAGACCAGGACGAGGUGAUCCGGGAUGACUUCACCAUCAUCAAGAGGCAGAUUGAGGACACUGCCAGGGUGCUGGAGGGCAUUGGGAGGAGCGUCUCCUACGACCUGGAUGGAGAAGACAGCUAUGGGAGAUACCUGAGGAGGGAGACUGCUCAGAUUGGAGAUGCCUUCACCAGCUCGGAGAAGUCUCUGCUGGAGCUGGAGGUGAAGUUCAAGCAGAGCCAGGAGAGCGAGAUGAAGGAGGAGCACAGGCUCAACGAUGACUUUCUGAACAUGGUGGUGCACACUCGGGACGUCCUGAAGGACACGGUGGACAUCUCGAUGGGGCUGAAGGACAAGCAUGAGCUCCUGUCUCUGAUCAUCCGCAGCCAUGGCACCAGGCUGAGCAGGCUGAAGAACGAAUACAUGAAGUUCUGA